This is a messenger RNA of Pocillopora verrucosa, 2451 nucleotides long. Its product is annotated as nucleolar complex protein 2 homolog. Gene Ontology annotation, molecular function: histone binding; transcription corepressor activity. The record is from RefSeq and is a predicted model, not a curated record. Lineage: Eukaryota; Metazoa; Cnidaria; Anthozoa; Scleractinia; Pocilloporidae. Gene Ontology annotation, biological process: ribosomal large subunit biogenesis; negative regulation of transcription by RNA polymerase II. Gene Ontology annotation, cellular component: nucleolus; Noc1p-Noc2p complex; nucleoplasm.
AUGGCGGACACAGAGAAGCGAAGGUUGUGUGACAUGGAUGCGGAGGAAUUUAUGAUGCACGGCUUUGAUUCAGACCUCAGUGACGACGAAGAAAGCUUGCCGGAGGAUAACACAUUAAGUCCUUUACCUGGAAAAGUUCCUCAAAAUGGUGCUCGUUUACCCACAAAAAAAUCUAAAAGUGCAGACCACAAGAAACAGUUGGAAAAAUUACAAGAAAAGGAUCCUGAGUUCUACAAGUUCUUGAAAGAAAAUGAUAAGGAGUUGUUGGAAUUUAACGACUCAGAUACUGGCUCAGAAAUGGAAGGAAGUAAUGAUGGCGAUGGUGAUAUGGAUGAGGAUUAUGACGAGGAAAAUGAAGAAGACAGCGAUGAUGAUGAUAAAGGAAGGAGUGAAAGUGAAGCAAAGAGAGAUGGGUCUGAUGACAGUGAAGAGGAUGAUGGCCUGGAUGAUAGAAAUGAAGAAAAUAAAGAUGCGAAUGAAGGCCAAAAAGUUUCUUUGGAUAUGAUCAAAGGAUGGAGAGCAGGACUAGAGAAAAAUUCACUUCAUGCUCUGAAAAAAUCUCUGCAAGCAUUCCGUUCUGCUGUACACGGGGCCCUUGGUACUGUUGAUGACAGCAAAACACAGACACCCUUGAAAUUCAAAGUAGAGGGAGAUACAGUGUUCAAUGCCAUUGUUCAGCUUUGUUUGAAACAUGCUUACUCAGUACUGUUCCACCAUGUUGGAGGGACACACAAUAGACAUGGAAAGAGAGUUCUACCCUCUUCACACACAAAGUGGUCUCAAGUGAAGACACCUUUAAAGCACUAUCUUAGUGAUGUCCUACAGUUGUUGCGGACCCUCACAGAGCCAUCCAUGUUGUGUGUAAUUCUGCGACAUGCACAGCAAUUAACGCCAUAUUAUGCCUGCUUUCCCAAAGUGGCCAAGGCUUUUAUUAAGCGUCUUGUUAGGAUGUGGAGUGGCGGUGAAGAACACGUCAGAGUCCUUGCUUUUCUAGGGAUCAGAAAUGUUUCCACCAUGAUGCCUGCUGCACUUCUGGAGUUUACUGUUAAGCAACUGUACAUGAAUUUUGUGAAGAAUGCAAAGUUUAUGUCGCCAAAGACCAAGCCCGUCAUCGCGUUUAUGCAGAACUCGCUUGUGGAGAUAUUUAGUUUGGAUGAACAUCUUAGUUAUCAGUAUGGAUUUGUGUAUAUCAGGCAGCUUGCCAUUCAUCUUAGGAAUGCCAUUCUGCAGAAAAAGAAGGAUUCAUACCAGUCAGUAUAUAACUGGCAGUAUAUUCACUGUCUUCAUCUUUGGUGUCGUGUUAUAAGUGAAGUGAAGGGCAGUGGAGUACUCCAACCACUUAUUUAUCCUUUGGUUCAAACAAUCAUCGGAGCAAUCAAGCUCAUUCCUGCGGCAAGAUUUUAUCCUCUGAGGUUUCACUGUGUUCGUUCCUUGAACCUUCUAUCACAGGCCACAGACACUUACAUACCGGUUGCACCAUUUUUAUUAGAGAUCUUAGAGUCAGUCGAAUUCAACAAGAAAGUCAAAAUGUCUACAGCAAAGCCAACAGAGUUCUCUUGUAUACUGAAAGUUUCUAAACAGCAGUUGGGUACCAAGCCUUAUCAGGAUGCAGUUAUGGACCAUAUCUUUGAAUUGCUGUUAGAGUUCUUUUCUAUACAUGCGCACUCGAUAGCAUUCCCAGAAGUUGCCCUCCCUGCCGUGUUAAGGCUAAGAAAGUUUAUUAAGACAACAAGCGUUCCAAAAUACCGGAAGCAGUUCAAGCAACUCGUUGACAAGAUUGAGGAGACUUCCACGGAAGUAACAAACCGACGAUCUAAAGUGUCUUUUAGUCCUAAAGAUUUGGAGGAAGUGGAAAGAUGGACGGCUCAAUACAGACAACAGCCAAAUAGUAUUGUGAAGUUUUACAAGACUUGGAAGACAAUGAAACCGUCCAUACAGCAAGAGGAUAGGGAAAUAGAAACUGGAAAUGGAGAGAACGAGGAAACAUCUGACGGGGAAGAAACAAAAGCGGCGUCAAAGAGGAAGAGAAAGCAUCAGAGCUCUGAAAAUAAGAAGGAACAAGAGAAAGAUAAAACGAAGAUACGGAAGGCUGUUAAUAAAACUACUUCUGAAAACACUUCACACACGAUGAACAUAACUAUGGAUGCAGACGUGGAAGACAUUGUAGAGGAUUUCCAAUUUUCAUCUGAUGAAGAUUAGUGAAGGCUCUGUACAGAAACGUACAGGAAAAAGUCAUUGUCCAAUUCAGGCUCUGCCUUUAAUAAUUUGAGAGAAAAGAAUUGAUCGACGCAUGAGCUUUGUGUCGACUUUCAACUACAGAGAAAGAUCUUAAUGUCGUCCGCCUCCUUUCAAGAAAAAAAUCAGGCUGAUAACAUGCUGAUAUUCUGUAUUCACUUGUAUUUUAUUAAUGAUAACAAAAACAUUAAAUAAAGGAGAUUAAUUUACAGAGAC